Gambusia affinis (western mosquitofish) is the source of this 2197-nucleotide messenger RNA. RefSeq names its product RD3 like (gene rd3l). The record is from RefSeq and is a predicted model, not a curated record. The coding region runs from base 422 to 1057 and encodes 211 amino acids. NCBI's taxonomy places the organism in Eukaryota, Metazoa, Chordata, Actinopteri, Cyprinodontiformes, Poeciliidae. The transcript has 3 exons.
ACUGCACACAAAUCGUGGAAGCCACAAAGCAGCUGACCUUACAACAAAGCUGCACACUGCACAGAGGAGAGUGAGGUGAAAGGAUAGGAGAGGUGACAGCUCUUAGUCAGUUAGCAGCGUGCGACUAACUCUCACCGACAAAGUCUGUGUGACGGGAGCAGUGGGAGGACAAGACAAUCACCGCAGAACGGAAAAAAUAAAAAUAGAGGAAACAAUCCAGGACUGCAGCUGAAACUAAGCAUUUACCACCAAAAGAAGCAGGAGGAAGAGGUAACUUUGCUACAGUAGGUUUACAGAAGCGCAACGCUGGAGGGUGGACCAUGUGAACAGCUCAUCUUUGCAAAGUCUCUCAAAAGCUUACAGCAGAGUCAGGAGUGCAGUUUUGUUUCAGCAUUUUCAGGGCCUAUUAGCAUAAAGGGCAAUGCCUCUGUUCGGCUGGAUGAAGUGGUCGAAUCAAACGAGAGCACAGACCCGAUCGCCAAGCAGAGCGGAGCCGGUGUCCGGCCAUGUGUUGCUCACAGAGCUGCUGUGGCACGUGGAGGAACGAGAAUGUCUGGCGAGACAACUGGAGCGGGAGAACAGGCUGGCCCACAGCGCCCUGGGCCUCCGCUGGUUCCAGAAACACCCCAGACUACGAACCCUCGUCUCAUCGUCGGAGAUGCACCAGCUGGAGUUCCUCUGCUCACAGGUUCCACCCGUCGACACGGCCACAGUCGUCUCAAGGUUUCGCGAAGUGAUCGCCACCAACAACGUACAACCCUGGGAGCUGGCGGCCGUCUUCAAGCACAUCCUGAUCGACUUCCUCAACCAAAGACAAUAUAUUGAAGAAGAAGGCCUAUCAACGGAGGUCUGGAGCAGCCAGUACAAGAAGCAGGGCUCGGUCACUCCCAUAAUGCCCCAAGGUGGAAGCCAUGAAAGGGAAGAGAUCCCAACGGUCUCCGGGUAUGUGGAUCGGGCCAUGCGCCACCCAAGUUUGUUCACAACCAGCAGGGUCUGGGAUCUUCCGUACUACUACCCCGGACCUCUGAGACCCAAAGGAGAAAGUACAACACUGUGAAAAGAUACACCCCAGUGUGGAGAAAUGUGAAAAUGUCCUGUGAUAUGCCAAGGGUCAAUUCUGUGAAAGAUAUUUCUCCCCUAACAACUGGUUUACAUACUACUGAAAACCCCUUGUUUGAGUUUGUAUUGCACCAGAGGACUGUAGCAAUCCUGUAGUAACUGAGGACAGGUUUGUAAAUAUGAAGAAAAGGCUUUCAUUAUCAACAUUAGAGAUUUUGUCUCUCUGUAGAGUUUUUAUGAUGCAAGACAUACAAAAAAAAAAGUCACACCAUUUUCCUCUAAACAUUUUUUAAAAUCUUCAGGGUCUCGUUUUUGUUAUCCAACAUACCCCAAUAAAGAAGGACUGGACAAUAAAUCAAUAACUUUUAUCAGGAUAGACAAGAGAUCAAUAUCAAUAGAUAAUGCAUCUGAUAAAAUAUUCAAUACAUAGAACGUUCACUGAACUCCGAUCCAGAACUGCACAGCAUUCUGGGAGAUGUAGGCAGAGGACAGCCAUUAGCCUCUCGCAGAUUGGUGGAAUCAACUAACUCACUCACUCGCUCUUUGGUUACCUAGCAACAACCUCUUGAGUAACUUGCACAGCAGCAGUUUCAGGUUUCACCACCGUACCUCAAUACUGCUUAAAAGUGUGGAGUGAAAACUGUGUAUAAAAGAGGACAGGUCAUCGGUUUGAUAGUAUUUCACAUAUUUACAACUAAAAACCGAUCAAUAACUCUCAACAAUUAUUGAUAGACUGAUGUCAAAGUCUAACAUAGUGAUGGGGGUUUCCAGCCAGGCAGUCCAGCCCUGCAAUAAAUCAUUAAAAAAACAUCUAGUUUAGGCCGUCAUGUCUAAAGUAGAUGCUUUGUAAUACCAUUUUAAAUUCAAAUUUCAUGUCCAAGUCUGUUACAAUAAUCAUUAAAUCAAAUACUCUCAUGAUAGAUUAAAAUGAGCUUGAUAACUUUCAUUCUGAUUGAUAUUUUUUUGAAUGGUAAUUUUGUUUAGAUAUCAGAAUCCAUUUUAUUUAUAGUUUUGGUUGUGUAUUGUUUUUAUUUAUUGUUUUGUGUUGUACAGUUCUUUUUUGGGCUUUUUAAAAUGUCUUCCAGUUGCAGUGUGGAGAGCUCUGUACAAAAUUAAAGUUUAUAAGGGCAAACUUCAA